Molecule: messenger RNA, 3423 nt
Organism: Coregonus clupeaformis (lake whitefish)
Lineage: Eukaryota; Metazoa; Chordata; Actinopteri; Salmoniformes; Salmonidae
Exons: 11
Coding region: 210-1679 (489 amino acids)
Biological process (GO): cell redox homeostasis
Molecular function (GO): electron transfer activity
Source: RefSeq, a predicted model, not a curated record
UGCAGACAGAAGCAGAAGUGACAGCGCAACAAUAUAGAGAACGGAACGGACAGUGCCAUCUAUAGUGAGCUAUCUAAUCAUUUGCAGGAUGUACUAGGUAGUAGUUUUAUCUUAAUAAUGCAUACUAAGGCAUUAUUAUCGCGACAGAAGAACAUAAUUUAUUCCGUGCAUCUCUGAGAUUUGGCAAUAACGGUUGUGGCUUAAACAAGAUGGGGGAGACUGAGGGCAGGGUGCUGGGCAGGGUGACGGUGUACUCUGUGCUGGGCUGUCCCCACUGUGUGCAGGCUAAGACAAGCCUGGGCGGUCUGGGCCUGCCUGUGUGUGAUGUAGACAUGGGGAAGCACCCAGAGCUCCGGGGCAGAGUGAAGGAGCUGACCGGUCGGAGCACAGUUCCUCAGAUCUUCUUCAACAGUGUCCACGUCGGGGGGAAUGAUGACAUGCAGAAACUGCCUCCAGAGGAGUUGGAGCGUCUGGUGCGUUUGGUGAGGGAGGAGCCUGUCUCGUUAGACGCCCUGCCCCUGCCCAAGGAGAACCAAUCAGAUGGCUCAGACACAGCUGGAGAGGCUGAUGGAGAGUUUAAGUGUGAGAGGGAUGCGUUAGCGGACGUGGUAGAGGAUCUCAAGCGGAGCGAUGUGAUUGGAUGUCAGUGGAGGAGACUGAGCAUGUGCAGAAACAGCUUCACAGGAGCACAGCUGGUUGGCUGGCUGCAGAAAGAGAGGGGCAUGGAGAUGACUAAGGCAUGCGAGACUGGGCAGGUGUUACUGGACAGGAAGUACAUGGUGGGCGUGGCUGGGGCAGGGAAGGGGGAGGGAUUUGGAGUGAGUGACAGGCUGUACAGGCUGAUGGAACAUGACCCUCACUCGGCCCUGAACGCAGGACAGACCGCUGCAUGCUCCCCUUUACAGGCUGCUGAGUUGUCUGCCAUUCUAAGGGAUAUGAUCCUGAAGUUGUUCUCUGAGUACCUCUCUUCUGAUGGAAAGUGUGUGGACUACAAGGCCAUGUCCCUGAGCCCAGUGUUUGAGCGCUACUGUGAGCUAGCUGUUCAGCUACAAAGAGUGGAGCUGCUGUCGCUGACCAGAGAGGAGAAACUAGCCUUCUUCAUCAACACCUACAACGCUCUGGUCAUCCACGGAAACCUUCGGAUGGGAGCCCCAACCAACAUGUGGCAGAGAUACAAGUUCUUUAACUACGUGAGCUACCUGAUUGGAGGAGAGGUGUUCACUCUGCAGGACAUAGAGAAUGGAGUUCUGAGAGGGAACAGAAAGGGCGUCGCACAGCUUCUCAGGCCCUUCUCUAAGACUGACCCUCGCCUACAGGUGGCUCUCCCAGACGCUGAGCCUCUCAUCCAUUUUGCUCUGAACUGUGGAGCUAAGGGAUGUCCACCCAUCAAAACAUACACUCCACAGGACAUCGACAGUCAGCUGCGCACCGCGGCCGAGUCCUUCCUGGAGAACGAUGACGGCUGUGUGGUGGAUUCUGAGAAGGGGGAGGUCUGUCUCAGCCAGAUAUUUAAGUGGUACAAGGCAGACUUCGGAGGCACAGAUGAAAAGCUGCUGAACUGGAUCCUGGAGCACAUGGGGGAGUCUCCCAAGAGGUCCAGCCUGCAGCGUGUUCUCUCCUCUGGGAAGAUCAAAGUCAGCUACCUGCCCUAUGACUGGAGCACCAACAGCUCUCACUGAGGCAGAGCAACAAGCCAUAGGAACACACUGUUCUGUCAGCAACACAGAGAAACACACAGCUCAGCCUGCAGACAUGUCUAUCCUCAGUAAAGAGGUCUGUGUGUCUAACUCUAAUCCUUUCUUCCCCCCUGCUCCCCUACUCUCCCACAGCAUGUGAACCUAUACUUUUAACCUGGUUUUACUUUCUCUUCUAACUGGGUCUUCCAUUUCAAGCCUUGAAAGUGCUAAUGAUGCAUUUUAGCACGCACCUACUUAUUAUAAAUUUGUUUUAUCAUUGAUUAUGAAUAUUUUUCUUAAUACUGUAUAUGUUAGGAAGGCUUAAUUAAUUCCAUGCAUGUUUAUGAUCCAAUUCAACACGUACAGGACACAUUUGUACUUUUUCUAACAAAAUUAAAAAAGUUAGCUAUUUAUCUAUAAAAAAAAGAUCUAAAACUGUUUAGUAAAACUUUUAUCCCAAAUUGUUUGUUCAUCUCCUGUUUUAUGCACACCACAUUGUGCUGGUCUCUGUAUAGCCAGGUACCAGUUCAUUGUCAGAAAUCUGCUCUCCAGAAAGAGCUUUGCACUGUGUAGCACACCAAGUCUCUUCUAGCCCAUCUGUUUCUAGAACUCUCCCACGGUAUGACAACGGAGGGGUAUGUCUCCCUCUUUACCCAUAAUGCACUUGUGUGUUUAUCUCAGGUCAGCUGCCCCAUGAUGCAAUGGGAGGAGAGGACUUCUUGUAUGAGCGAAAUCUGGAAAACUGUUGUCAUAUCACUAUAACAUGUACUAUCUGUACCAUUCAUAUACCUGCAGAGUGUAGUGUACUAUUUUUGUCAAAUCCUGAUGUAGCUUAAGCAUUUGCUCUGUCUCCCACUCCUAUGUUUGGCUUUGUUUGUUGGGUUUCUGUCUGUGAGAGACUGGCUGUACCUCUAGUGAAGCAGAUUCUCCAGUGAGAGGAAAGCGCUCCUGCUCCAAAGGCUAAGCCAACCCUAGAUACUGUUUAUAAGUAUUACUAGGCAUUACUAUGUUUACUGUCUCAUUCACUGAAAUGCAUGUUACAAUGACUGGAAUGCGUUAGUUUGAUGCAUGUACUACUGAAUGCCUGGGAUACUGUAUCCUCUGAUCCUGAAGCCUGUAGUUAGAAUAUGAUAUGACCCUGUUCUCUAGCCAGUGCCUUCUAACCCUGCAUGAGAGAGAGUACCUCAGACCCUGGCCACAUCUAUAGCUAGCACUCCUAUUACAACUACUCCUAACCCCUACUGCCAACCACAGGGCCUAUUGUAGCACAGGCACUAGGACUCCAUACUACCAGUUAUAACUACUAGUAAGUAAUACACUGGUAGACAAGUUGCUGGGAAAUUCCAGUUGGGCAGUGUUCUUUACUCCUGUUCCUGGAUAGUCACAGUAUGUGCAGGCUUUUGUUCCAGCCCUGCACUAACAUACCUGUUUCAGACCUUGAUUAGCUCCAGGACCAGUAAUGAAGAAUACUGCUUUAGUAAGGUUUCAUGCAUCUGCAACAGUAAGAGCUUGUACUCUGAAUGAUACCCUAAAAGUUGGAGAGAGCUCAGUCUGCUCUGACGACUACUGUACUUCCCUAAACUUACCUCAUUUCUCUUUGUAAUUGUCAGGAAGAAAAAACAUGUCAUGCAAACCUGUAGAGAACAACACUGUCAUGGCUUUUGCCUGGAUCCAACUCUGAAGCAAUACUUUUGUUAUGAUGGAAAUUAUGCAAUUUGUCAUCUGAAAUAAAUAAUUUCUUAUAGUU